Molecule: messenger RNA, 2614 nt
Organism: Oryzias latipes (Japanese medaka)
Lineage: Eukaryota; Metazoa; Chordata; Actinopteri; Beloniformes; Adrianichthyidae
Source: RefSeq, a predicted model, not a curated record
AGCCAGUGUUAAUUUCGUUGACUAAAUAUUUUCGUCAUUAUUUUCAUCACGAAUAUUUUUUUGCUGACGAAAACUAAACGAAAACUAGAAAAUGAGUCAAUGAUGGAGACUAAAACUAUGACUAAAUUGAUUGACAUUAUCGUCAACGAAUAAAGGACGAGACGAUAAUAGACUGUGACGAAAAUCUAAUCAGCAGACGGGAGAGAUGAACAAAAGAACCAAGUGGCAAAACGGAACAGACGGAACUGCAUGAGAGAAGAGACCAAUCACAGCUUGACUUAUUUGACUGAGCUCCCGGGAAGACGGCAUUUAAAGAGCGACAAAAAGUCCAAAGCUGGGAGAAAAAGAAGGGGAGACUUGUGGGCUCACUUCACAUUUGACGAAGAAGAAAAAAAAACAAAGUGUGAAGCAUGCGGAGCGAUCAUUCGCGGCAAGAACACAACGAAUUUAAAAAGGCAUUUACAGACGAGCCACCCGGACAUUUUCUCAAAGCUCCAGAAGUCUCCUGAUGAAGGCGGUGAACCAAGCGCAAAAAAGGCAAAAAUGUCUAAUCAAAACAUUGCUGAAGCACUGUUAGGUACAAGUACAAAAGCAAUGCCAGAGAACAAGUAAAAGAGGAGGCUAUAGCAAAAUGGAUUGGACGGUCGGGGUUACCACUGACUACAGUAGAAGAUGAGGACUUCAUUCUCAUGAUAGAAGUAUUUGAUAAGAAGCUGACAGUGCCAAAGAAAACAAAGAUAAACAAUCUGAUUGAAAAACACUAUGAGGAAGAAAUGACAAAGUUUAAGAAACGACUGUGUGGUGCUCGUAAAGUGUCAAUUGGAAUUGACCUAUGGACUAAAAAGGGACUGUCUGCAUCAUUCCUUGGCAUAAGUUGUUGCUUUUUUUGUGUUGAUCAAAACAAUCCAUAACACAUCCUGCUCGCUCUUGAACAAGUUGCCCAUCCACACACUGCCCAGUCUAUUAAAGCCUGCGUGGAUAAGUGCAUGCAGGAAUGGGGCAUUUCAAAUGACAAAAUUCUGACUGUAAUAACAGACAAUGGUAGCAAUAUGGUAGCAGCAUUUAAACACUCUUUUCAAGAAGAAGAAGAAGAGGCUAGUUCAGAGGAUCAAGAGGAGUCCCCCCAAGGUGAAAGUGAUUCAGAGGAGACUGAAGACCAUAACUAUCAAAACAUGGAGAUGGAUAUGGAAAGGAUGCCAUGUGUGGUUCACACACUGCAGCUUGUGGUCCACAUGCUAAACAAGGAGUCAAGUGUGAAGCGAAUCCUUGACAAAGCACGAUCAAUUGUGAAGCUCUUUCGCAAGUCAUCUGUUGCAACACAGAAGAUUUUGGAUAAGUGCGGCCUAAUUGUUUUGAAUGAUUGUCCCACGCGCUGGUCCAGUACAUAUUACAUGAUUGUACGACUCCUCAAAGUUAAAGAUCCUCUUUGUGAAAUAGCAAAUGAGAUGGGGUGGGACAACUUACUUUCUAGUGAGUGGCAGAAGCUCAGCUCAUUGCAUGAACUCUUGUUGCCUUUUGCCGAACACACACAGACUCUUCAGAGUGACACAAUGUCUAUGUCACUGAUCGUCCCUGCCCUCUUGGAUUUGCAUAGCCACCUUACUGAUUUUGAAGAAAACACAAGUCAUCGGGAUUUUGCCACUCUAGCACGAAAAAUGAAAGUAAAUUUAAACCAGCGCUUUGCCUGGGUAUUGGAUUCAUCAGAUGAAAAGUUCUCUCCACUUGUUGCCGCUGCUUUCUUUCUCAACCCUACUGUGUGUGAUACUCUCCUUGAUGCCGCUGAUGACAGUGUUCAGGAACUUUUUAAGCAGGCAGAGGGGUAUGUGGUCCAGUGCACUCAGAGUCAAGAGACUCACCCUGAUGAUGAUGUGGAGGAACUGAAUAGACCAGAGCCUGACCCUGAACCACCAUCUUCCUCCUCAAGGCAGCCAGUCUUCAGAUUUCUGUCCAAAUGCCGUGCAAAGCCUAAACCGAAGUUAUCCACAUGUAGCAUCAGGCAGCAAUUGAGCAAGUAUAAGGAGGAGCUCUCACAGCCCAUUACUUGUGAUUCAGGAAUCCAGUUUUGCCUUGGGAAAUGUGACACAUUUUAUCACAGCUUGAAACCAUUAGCAUUAGAUCUGUUAGCUAUGCCGGCUUCGCAAGCUUUUGCAGAGAGAGUUUUCAGUGUCACAGGUGACCUAACCAGGGGAAAGCGUAACAGAGCAAAAGUCACUUUAGCACGAAGUGCUUUCUUGAAAAUGAAUAGAGGUAAAUAAGUGUUGCUAUUCUGUGGUUGAAUUGCCAGCAUUAUGGUAGCAAGAAGAAAAUGUCGUUCAGUGCACUUUAGAUUCUAAAUUAAAAAUGUUUGCAGUUAUUGUUCAGCGCAGCUGUAAGCUUUAAGGUCAUGGACCUAACUUUAUUUUUCUUUUAUUGAUGGUGAAUUGGCAGCUAGUUGUUGUUUGAAUUACCAUGACAGUGUUUGUUGCUGCAAAAAAACUUUUGAUUUGAAAUAAAGACACCGUUGUAUUGACAUAAAGUUGAAUUUGUGUUUUAUAUAUUUUGGUUAAGUUUGUUUCCUAUACCAAACUUUCAAAAUAUUGUAAAAGAUUGUCUAGUAAAUCUGUUAUUGAUUUUA